Oncorhynchus keta (chum salmon) is the source of this 6555-nucleotide messenger RNA. It is a transcript of the gene galm, whose product is annotated as galactose mutarotase. The transcript has 7 exons. Lineage: Eukaryota; Metazoa; Chordata; Actinopteri; Salmoniformes; Salmonidae. The record is from RefSeq and is a predicted model, not a curated record. Gene Ontology annotation, molecular function: aldose 1-epimerase activity; carbohydrate binding. Gene Ontology annotation, biological process: glucose metabolic process; beta-D-galactose catabolic process via UDP-galactose, Leloir pathway. The coding region runs from base 1104 to 2138 and encodes 344 amino acids.
CGUUUUGUCUCUCUUUCCCCACCCCCCUCUCUUUCUCUCUCUGACUGAAGGUUAUUUUAGUCUUUGUCCGUCUCAGGAGGCUGUUUGAGUGGUUUGCUACCUGAUUAAAAUAAUGAUUAUCUUAAUUGAACCAAUUUGGCCUCGGACUCCACCACGGCUGCUGAUAGGAAGGGAAGAGGGGGAGCUUUAAAAAAAACAUCACUCACUGUGCUCCACCCUCAGAAUGCUUCCAUGUGUUGUUGAAUGGUAGAAAUGUGCUUAUUUUUGUCAUGUGGGUAGGAAAAAGCCCCUCAGGUGUGACAUGACAUCUCCAGUGGAUGUGGAGUUAACAUUGUUACAUCACACCAGAUGACAAAACCCAUUGUUGUUCAUGGCAUCUCAACACCCUGUCUGUUUCUCUGGGGAGAGAUGACUGGAUCUGCCCUCUGUGCCCUCUACUGAAGGCAUGGCCGAGCAACAGUGAAAGUAGAUCAUCAGAUGCAGUGGACCAUGGGAUUAGAUCCUGCAAGAGCACAGCUGCCUAAAACAUGUGCUGCCAUAAUGGCCAUCAGGAAAGGGCAUCUGGGACCGCAACACACAAACGACUGAUGAGGUCAUUUACAGGAAUGGAGAACUUGGAAAACAGAUCAAAUUGAUUCAUUUCUUGGUUCUGUCAGUUUAAUCUCUGAAUAAGAUGUAUAUUAUUACAUUUAUUGUGGGUCUACUUAAUCGUGUGAAAACAGUUACGUUUACUUACUAAUACAUAUACUGAUAAGUAUGGUAGGUAUACUGCAAUAACCUCACGCUCCUGUUAAUGUAUAGAACUACAAAUAUUCUGUCCUCUUCUGAUGACAUUGAUCAUUACGUCAUAAAAUACGGACGCAAAUAUCAUAAACAUUGAACAUUUGUACAUUGUGUUGCAAAGUCCAUGGUUUGUGUUGUAGUGUAGCAGUUUACGCACGUGUUUUCAUUUGGAACUUGCAAUAAAGUUUCUUGUGACGUGAGAAUGUUACAAGCCUAUUGUAUCUUUAUUACCCAUUGACGACAAUUUACCAUUUCCGCGUGCAAGUUCAUAUGAUCAAAGUGAGAAAUCGUGUCAAAGAUAAGUCUGACGUUGAGGCAACAUGGCACUGGUACUAAUGGAGGAAUUCGGUGAGGUACCGGGAGAAGGACGUGUACAGAAAUGGAUUCUGAAAUCGUCUAACAUCACAGUGGAAAUCAUAACACUAGGGUGCAUCAUAACAGCCAUCAAGUGUAAAGGCAAGAAUGGAGAGGUCAAUGACAUCGUUCUGGGUUAUGAUGAUCUUGAGGGCUAUCUGGCCAACCCCAAGUACUUUGGUGCUGUUAUCGGCCGGGUAGCCAAUAGGAUCGCCAAGGGCAGAUUUGUGGUCGACGGGAAGGAUUAUCAACUGGCCAUCAAUAAUGGACCUAACUCCCUCCAUGGAGGACUGAGGGGCUUCAGCAAGGUGAUAUGGGGAAGUGAGGGUGUGGAGGGCGGGGUGCGGCUCACCCUCAACAGCCCAGACGGAGACCAGAAUUACCCCGGGGAGGUGCAGGCCUCUGUCACUUACACCCUGGAGGGGGACACACUGAGCAUCCAGUACCAGGCCCGCUCCACUAGAACCACCCCCAUUAACCUCACCAACCACUCUUACUUCAACCUGGCUGGACAGGGCUCAGCUGACAUAUACGACCAUGAAGUGUCCAUCAACGCUCCAACAUACUUGCCUGUAGAUGACGUCAUGAUCCCCACUGGCGAGGUCAGACCAGUGGAGCACACACCCUUUGACCUUCGGAGGCCAGUUCUGAUUGGACCACGGCUGAAAGAAGUGCCUGGGCCUGGGUUCGACCACAACUUCUGCCUGUCAUCACCUGGAGAUGCUUGGACAGAGCGCAUGUGUGCAAGGGUAUUUCACCCAGCGAGUGGGUGUGUUAUGGAGGUCAGCACCACUCAGCCCGGCGUCCAGUUCUACACAGCCAACUUCUUGGAUGGCUCUUUUAAAGGAAAGGGUGGGGCCUCUUAUCCUAAACACAGUGCCUUCUGCCUGGAGACACAGAACUGGCCUGACGCUGUCAACCAGGCCUCUUUCCCCGAUGCUCUGCUGAGACCAGGGGAGCAGUACCGCCACGUCACCCGCUUCACCUUCUCCACCGCCUGACAGAGAGGAGGGGGGUGGGGAAUCAGGGGUCAGCAUCAAGCAGGGAGCGACCAAUCAGAAUCCCAGCCACUGAUCAGAGCUGAUCCUUUGCUGAUGAAAGGAUGGAGCAACACGGAACAGGAGUUGUUUACACUCAAAUCAGAAGGUUGAUUUUGUAGUAUUCAAGAACCAAUCUGAGAUGGACAGGUAAUGAUUUUGAAAUUAAAAUGAUGAUGAUGAUACCAUGAUUAGAGGUGAUGAGUUCAUAAAGACACACAAGUACUGUACCAAUUUGACUCUCAAUAUCCUCCACAUUGCUUUGUUCCCCUCUUUACAGCUGGACUUUUACUGCAUUAAACAUUGUAAUAUCCACUACCAUUUGAAGUUGGCUUUGGGCCCUGUUCAAAUUAGGCUUUAAACUUACAUAAAUAGUACAGUACAUGCAUAAGUAAAUUAGUUUCCACUUUCCUUUGUUGUUGGGUAGACAGGGUCUCUUUUGCUCCAUUACUCUUACAGUUGUGGCCCAAGAUAUUGUCACCCUUGGACUUUUUCUCCCUAUUUCUUAUCAAAUCAUUUUACAUUUAGAAUAACUUUUGAUAACUGCCAACAAAUGCUUAUUGUAGCCAUCAAUGAGCUUGCUGCACCUUUCUACUGGCAAUUUGGCCCAAUCUUCAGCAGAAAACUGUUCUAAUUCUUCAAUGUUUGAGGGAUGCCCUCCACCAACUGCUGUUUUCAGCUCUCGCCAUAGGUUAUGGAUGUGAUUCAGACCUCAUCUCUUCGCUGGCCACUCUAGAACAGACCAGUGUUUCUUCUUAAACCAUGCCAUGGUGUUGUUGAUGUGUGUUUAGGGCCGUUGUCCUUCUGGAAGACCCACAACCUUCAACGGAGUAUGUUUUUGGACCCUGGGUCGAACAUUGGUAGUCUGCUGAUUUCAUGAUACUGUGUCUUGCACACAUUCGAGGCCCCCAGUACCGGAGACAGCAAAGCAACCCCACAGCACUAUCAAACCUCCCCAAUGUUUGAUUGUAGGGAGGGUGUUAUUUUCUUUGUAAGCUUCAUUUGGUCAUAGGUAAAAAUAGGAAGACUAAAAUGCUGAAGGAGACACAAGAUAGCCUGAUUGAAUUUCUCAAAAACCCAUCUCAACAAGCCUUAAUCUUGUGGGAAAUGUUCUGUGGACAAAUGAAACAAAAUUAAAGCUCUUUUGGCAAUACAGAUCAGUGCUGUGUUUAUUGGCGACCAAAUUAAGCAUUCAAUGAAAAGAGCACAAUUAAAGAUGAGGGUGGUUUGAUAAUGCUGUGGGUUUGCUUUGCUGCCUCUGAUACUGGGGCCUUGAAAGUGAGCAUGGCAUCAUGAAAUCAGCAGAUUAUCAGGUGUUUGAGUCCAAUGUUCAACCCAGCGUCCAAAAACUGAAGAUUGGGCCAAAUUGCCAGUAGAAAGGUGCAACAAGCUCAUUGAUGGCUACAAUAAGCAUUUGUUGGCAGUUAUCUUGGCCAAAGGCAGUGCAACCAAGUACUGGCUCCAGGGUGGCAAUAAUUUGUCCAUGCCAUUUGUCUUUAUUUUCUAAAUUAAUUUGAAACUUAAGUUAGCAAAAAUAAAUGUGAAAAUCCAAUAAGGUGUGGUGACAGUUUUAUUUAAAUAUAAUUUAUUUGAAAAGAAAUAGAGAAUUAUUUAGGAAAAGUGCAAGGGUGACAAUCUAUUUGGCAGCUACUGUAUGUAUUCAACUCCCUGGAAUGUAUUAAUUGUGUAUCUCAUUGGUAUUCACUGGAGUGAUCUUUGAUUAUGGGAGGCAAUAUUGGACUAUAUUACCUCUUCUACCUUGACGUACAGAGCCUUCAGAAAGUAUUCACAAACCUUGACUUUUUACGCUUUUUGUUGCGUUACUGCCUGAAUUUAACAUGGAUUAAAUUGAGAUGUUGUGUCACUGGCCUAUACAAUACCGCAUAAUGUCAGUGGAAUUAUGUUUGUAGAAAGUUUUCCAAAUUAAUAAAAAAUGAAAGCUGAAAUAUCUUGAGUCAACAAGUGUCCAACUCCUUUAUGGCAAGCCUAAAUAAGUAUGUGAGUCAAAAUGUGCUUAAUAAGUUUCAUGGACUCACUUGUGUGCAAUAAGUGUUUAACAAGAUUUUUGAAUGACUACCUCAUCUUUGUACCACAAACACAGAUAAUGUUAAGGUCCCUCAGUUGAGAAUUUAAUUUAAAACACAGGUUCAACCACAAAGACCAGGGAGGUUUUCCAAGGCCUCGCAAAUAAGGGAACCUAUUGGUAGAUGGGUAAAAAAUUUAACAUCUUAGUUACUCCACAAUAGGAGCCUAAAUGACAGUGAAACUAAGGAAGCCUGUACAGAAUAAAAAUAUUCCAAAACAUGCAUCCCGUUUGCAAUAAGGGACUAAAGUAAAACUUCAAAAAAUGUGGCAAUUUGUUUUUUAACUUGAUGUCCUGAAUACAAAGGGUUAUAUUUGGGGUAAAUUCAACACAACACGUUGACAGCUGUGCCAUACAGAUUGCAAAAUAGUUGGGAAGAGAUUUUUGAUGAACCAAUUACAUGGUACAGGUAGUAUCCGUUGAUAUAUAAAACGACACAAGAUUCAAGACUUUGCUUUACAGCUAAAAUUAUUGUACAGAAUUAUUGCCACCAACAAAAUGUUGAAUAUUUGUGGCAUACAAUUAUCGCAGCUCUGCAGAUUUUGUUGUGAGGAUACAGAAUCAAUAGACCAUUUGUUUUGGUAUUGCCCUCAGCCUGUUUCUGGUCUCAGGUUCAGGAAUGGCUGAAAAUGAAUAACAUUGAUCUAAAAUUAACUGUAGAAAUAGUAUUGUUGGGAGAUCUGGAGAGACCGGGCCAGUCAAUUACUAAUAUACUAAUACUCUUAGUGAAAGUAUUUAUCUUUAACUUGCAAUCUGUGGACUCUAUUAAAUUAGAUUCAAAUUGUAUGUUAAACAUCAUAGCAUAGUUGAAAUAUAUGUGGUGCGAAGAAAUCUGAAGAGGGUGGCCAGCAGAGAUAUAGAUGGGAUGGGCUGAGAGAAGCUGAGGGUUGGGAUGUGGAAUUGGAGACAAGUGGGAGUGGAGUUGCUGGGCGGGGGAUAGAAUGACGGUCAAAGAUAAAAGUGAAAAUAUAAAGUCAAAAUAAAACAUAACAAAAAGUAUGUUUGAAUGACACUGAGGGGCAGUAUUGUUAGAGUUAAUGCCUGUUUGCCCGAGGCUGAUACCUUGCAGGUGUUUGUACACAUGCAUAUACACACACACUCAUUCAAAUGCAAACAUGUGCACACGUAAAUCGUGCCACAAAUGCACUCAAACAUAUUCAGUUGGCCUUGCUGUUAUGAUUUUUGUUGUCCUCUGGUUUUUGCAUUGUUGACACUGGUUUCAUCUGUGGGUCGCUCUGGAUGGGACACUGUUGAUGUCUAAUGUGAUGUAUAUAUUGAGUGGCUUCACUGCAAGUAGAUUUGUAUGUUUUAUAUAUUCAAUAAAAUAAAAUAAACACUGAGUGUCACUGAGUACCGCUCUUCUUAUUUUCAAGCGUGUUGGCUGCAUCAUGUUAUGAGUAUGCUUGUCAUCGACAAGGACUAGGACUUUAAAAAAAUAUAUAUUAUAAAGAUACGAAAUAAAUAUUAUAAUUUUUCUUCCACUUUGACAUUACAGUGUAUUUUGUGUAGAUCAUUUACAAAAAAUUAUAAUUAAAUACAUUUUAAUCCUAACUUGUAACACAGCAAAAUGUGAAACAAGUCAAGGGUGUGAAUAUUUUCUGAAGGCACGUUCUAGUAAAUGAACAAUCAGGUUUGUGGGAGCGUUAUGACUUCUCCUUUUAGUCCAGAGACCAGUAAGUACUGUUUUUGGGCAAUAUAACUAGAAUACACUUCUAAGCAUUGGUAUAACCAGUGUGUAGGGGUCCAUAUAAUCAAUGGAUGGUAAAUCAGGUUGCAGUUCCACAAACUUCUUAACUGAAUGAUUCUGAAUGAAUCCAUAUCAAACUACUGUUGGGAGUCUGCAGAGAAUUAUACGUUUUGUGUUUUGUUCCUCUGAAUGGCAGUACUUGUCUAGUCCAGGGCUCUCCAACCCUGUUCCUGGAGAGCUAGGUUUUCGCUCCAACCCAAGUUGUAACUAACAGCAUUCAGUUUAUCAACCAGCUAAUUAUUAGAAUAAUGUGUGAUGAUAAGGGUUGGAGUGAACCUAUAGGACGGUAGCUCUCGAGGAACAGGGUUGGAGAGCCCUAAUGUAGUCUCUCUUCCCCAGUCACUGUCUGGCAAGAGAGACCGUUUAUCCAAUUUUUAAAAACUCAAUUUGAUAUACUGUAGAUAGCAAUGUUUGUAUAUAUUUGUCUAAUUUCUAGAACUACAAUUUAACAUUCACUUGCUACAAUCUUUUAAUUGGAGUUCUUCAUUGUCAGAGCAGAAAACAUGAAUUAUUCCUCGUUCAACUGGAAAACAUUAAAUAUCACCACGGCA